This is a messenger RNA of Paralichthys olivaceus (Japanese flounder), 1102 nucleotides long. The record is from RefSeq and is a predicted model, not a curated record. Lineage: Eukaryota; Metazoa; Chordata; Actinopteri; Pleuronectiformes; Paralichthyidae.
UCCAUCCACCGACCGGCUCUCCUCUGCUCCUCCAGCCGCUGAGGGGCCACUGUGAACGGGCAGGAGGACCAACCAACCCCCCCCCCCUCCCACCAGCACCUGGAAGAAAUGGCCUUUUAACACAAGGAGAGAAUAAACCAGAAGAGACAUGACUCCUUCCUCCUCCAUCCUCCUCCUCCUCCUCGCCUCCCUGAGCCGCUCCUCCUCUGAGCGGAGACUCGGUUGCCUGUUUGAGAGCGAACUGUGUUCACCGUAUGAGAUCUGUGUGAACGAUGGCAUGUUCGGGAAGUGUCACUCUGUUCCAGUGAAGGACGUUUACACCUACGAUGUCUCCACGUCUGUAGUGCAACGCUUCAGGAUGCUGCUGGAGAAGUUGUCCAACAGAGGUUUGACCUGGGAGGACGACGCCACCCAGCAGGUUCUGUCCAAGGAGUUAUCCAAACUGAGGAGGAUUCCCUACAGGCCGCAGCAGAGCGGACCUGUCUACAAAAGCAGCAGCAGGCCGGUAGCUGAGGCGAUGGACCCAGUGGACCAGAGAGUGAAGCCAGUGGAGGUGGAGCUCAACAGAAACCUGCAGUCGUACCUUCAGCGUCUCGGCCUCAUCCCCAAGACGUUGUCCUCUGCCAGCCUGAGCGUUCCCGGCAAGAGUGACCGUUUCCAGUCAGGCCUCCCAGCAGACCUCCAUCGUUCCAAGGCCCAGACUUCGACUCAAAACUCAUCUCCCUCCAGCUUCUACUCACUUUCAUCUCGCCAACCCCUGGAGAAGCAGAGACCUCUCGUCGACCAGCUCCUGGCCACGCAAUCGGAGGGUGACCUUCUCCUGGGAGCCCUGAGGCAGUAUCUCUCUGGGCGUCUGUCACUGCACGGGGGUGGGGUGAGCCCAGAGGAGCACGGGGCCCCCUCGUCUCGCCUGAGGCCCUCCUACAGCGGCGGAAUAGAAAAUCCUGGGCUCAGAAAAGAGACAUCGAACUCCAGGCUUCUGAAGAUGGGGAGAACUCAAGGGUCUUCAGCCAAGGACCCGCUCACGUCCGUGGACGAGCUUUGAAUGAUGAUUGAAGAAGCAGCAUGAGGAGAAGAGCAAGUCCGAGCACAAACGGGGAAC